This is a messenger RNA of Oncorhynchus tshawytscha (Chinook salmon), 1276 nucleotides long. RefSeq names its product gamma-glutamylcyclotransferase-like. Lineage: Eukaryota; Metazoa; Chordata; Actinopteri; Salmoniformes; Salmonidae. Gene Ontology annotation, molecular function: gamma-glutamylcyclotransferase activity. The transcript has 3 exons. The coding region runs from base 49 to 588 and encodes 179 amino acids. The record is from RefSeq and is a predicted model, not a curated record.
CUCCACCUCACCCUGCCCUUCCCCCUCCUGCUCCUCCUCUCUGUCAGCAUGGAUGACAACAUAGAAAUCCACACCUUCCUGUACUUUGCCUACGGCAGCAACCUACUGAAGGGAAGGUUCCAGCUCAAGAACCCCUCCGCUUCCAUCCACUGUGUGGCCAGGCUCAAGGACUACAAGCUGAUAUUUGGAAACUACAAGGGUCUGGCCAGUGACCGCUGGCAUGGGGGUGUGGCGACCAUCGAGAACAGCCCAGGGGACGAGAUGUGGGGAGUGGUAUGGAGGAUGAACGUGGCCGACCUCAAGUCUCUAGACAGCCAGGAGAACGUGAGACUAAGGGCCUACAGCCCUGUGGAGGUGAAUGUGAAGACUCAGGGCCAAGAGCUCAUCUGUCGCACCUACAUCAUGAACAGCUGUGUUUACGCUCCACCAUCGCCACAGUACCUCAAGGAGACACAACUCCUUUUACACUCUUCCCCCCCCCCUCUCUCUCUAUCACACACUGUCUUAAUUUCUCAAUCUAGUUAUAUCUCUUUUAUUCAAAAUACAUUUAAGAACAUGGACUUGACACUGAACUCUGUAAGACGUUAGAUACCUUACAAAGUGUAGAGAGGAACAUUGUUAAUGAAACUGGUGCUCUCCAUGGAUAAACAGUGGGACAAUGAAUAGAAACGCAGAAAGUUGUCUCUGAAAAGGUAUUUACCAACAAACGUUUUUUCAAAUGAAUUGUAAUAAAACAAUACAGUCUAUAUUGUCAAAGGAGAAGCUGAAGGCCAUCUAGACCAACAAGUAUGAGGGCCCACUGCCUGUCAUGGCUGAGCUGGAGCGGAUUAUGAAAAGAGACAAAGAGAGAGCCAACCACCGAUCUGACGCUUAACAACACCUGGAACAAACUGCCAUGUUUAGGAACUCAACUCCUGGUAGGACAAUAUAAGUUUGCUUCAACAUCUUCCAUUGUCCUACCAAGAGUUGCUGAAUAUCUUCUCAUCUCCAGUUUGCUCCACUGUUCAUGCACCUUGGUUUGAAAGCAAGUAAGAGACAGCAUAUAUUUUUCUCUAGGAACUCAAACCUGCCUAGAGAGAGAACUGUGUUCACGAACUCACUGGUUAAAGAAACCCUCAACAUUACAUCUAUAAAUUCUCUUCAGGAAUAGUUAUUUACUGACUAAUAAUGAUGAUGAUGAUGACACUGAGCAUCCCUCAGACUGUAUAGGGAUUAAAUGUAGAAUAAGAUCAUGUGUAUUUGUACUACUUUGGCAGACAAUAAAACCUCCCUGGAU